AUGGCGGCACGCUCGGUGGUAAUAAGCGCAGUCAUUGCGGUGAUCGCAGUACUCUAUGGAGGUAGAACAUACAUUCAAGGACCUCGCUGCCAGAGCAAUAGACACAUCAAAGGCAAAACUGUGGUUAUAACAGGCGGAAAUACCGGUAUCGGCAAAGAAACGGCGGUGGACCUGGCAACACGUGGUGCGAAAGUAAUCAUCGGUUGCCGCAACUUAGAGAAAGGCCAGGCGGCAGUGCAAGAGAUCCAAACGCGAAGUGGAAACGAAAAAGUCUUCGUCGAGAAACUGGACCUUUCAUCUUUAGCUUCUGUGAGACAGUUUGUCGAUGGAAUUCUGAAAAACGAGCCGCACUUAGACAUUCUGAUAAACAACGCUGGAGUGAUGGGAUGCCCUUACCAAAUGACUGAAGAUGGCUUGGAAAUGCAGUUUGAAGUGAACCACAUAGGGCAUUUUCUCUUAACUUUGCUUCUCCUUGAUUUAAUGAAACAAUCGGGUCCGAGCCGAAUCAUAAAUGUGUCUUCUUUGGCUCAUAGGUUCGGUACUGGUGUUAUAAACUUUGAUGAUAUCAAUGCAGAGAAGGAUUACGAUCCCUUUGCAGCAUAUCAACAAAGUAAGCUCGCUAACAUACUCUUCACAAGGGAGCUCAGUGUGCAUCUCGAGGACACAAACGUGACUGUGAAUGCACUCCACCCAGGGUUGGUAAACACAGACAUCCAACGUCACUCUUUUAUUUCCGGUUUAGUAUUUUUUCCACUACGCUGGUAUUUUUUCAAGACUGCAGAACAGGGAGCCCAGACUACUAUUCACUGUGCAGUGUCAGAGGAAAUGGAAGGAGUUAGUGGUAAAUACUUGGCAGACUGUGCCUUUAGAGACCCCUCUAUAGGUGCACAGGAUGAUGAAGCUGCAAGAAAAUUAUGGGAUAUUAGCAUGGAGCUUGUUGGUUUAGAGGACCACGAGAUCUAA
This is a messenger RNA of Pocillopora meandrina, 963 nucleotides long. The record is from the annotation of a GenBank genome assembly. Lineage: Eukaryota; Metazoa; Cnidaria; Anthozoa; Scleractinia; Pocilloporidae.